Molecule: messenger RNA, 8115 nt
Organism: Styela clava
Lineage: Eukaryota; Metazoa; Chordata; Ascidiacea; Stolidobranchia; Styelidae
Source: RefSeq, a predicted model, not a curated record
GAUAAAUUGCAGGAAAGUGCUUUGUUUAGGGUAGCUUAUAUCUCUGUAUCGGGUUUCAGUUAAAACAUGAGAGGAAUAUAGCAGAUUUCCAUAUAUUUUCACAUUGGGAUAAAAUACCUUCAGAUAUAUGAAUGCUUCUCAAAGAAACUUAUGUACUCGGAAACACCGCUAUGAGUAUGAAUCCUAACAACUUAAAUCCAAACAUGGAAAUUCCAAAAAUACCGUUGAUGACAUUGGCAGGAAUCACAAGUUUGACAGAUGUUCUACAUGAGUUGCCACUGCCUGGUCCACAUCCAGAUUCUCUGGAAUACCCUCUGUUUGCUUAUUCGACUAUUCCUAUGCCCGGAAUCAAGAGACUGAUAAAUAACACAGACAAAAACAAUGUUUCAAACGUCAUAGAUGCACUUUCACAGACAAAUACAGAAGACAUAAUUCUAAAAGAUCCAUCUCAAGAUACUGAUUGCUUAGAUGGCCUUAAUGUACCACCUUUGUUGCAAGCCAUCUUAACCAAGAAACCAGAUGUUUUUUAUAGAAGACGGACUUUCGUGAAUGAUGUUGGAGGAAAUAUCAAGCAUAGCAGUCCUGCACAAGCUGCUACUCCACAGAGCCCUGCAAUAAGUUACACAGGUUUGCCUAUGUAUCAAGCAAGUCCAGCUGAAUGUGCUUCUGAAAUUUCCUCAUCACAGUUCAAAACAGAUCCCAAUCAGGUCAACAGGUCUCAAAUUCCUCAUUCCACAUGCUCUGAAAAUCGAGAUACACCUUCAUCCUCUAAAAAUGAAUUUACUGUUGAGAAUCCAACUAAUCAAGUGCAAGAAGAAAAUCCCAAGAUCUGUUUAAAAAUAAGGAAGAAAAAGAAGAAUAACAAAGACAAGGAACAGCCAAAAUCAUCGGAGAUGAAAUCCUCUAAUGGAAGUAUUGAUUUAACAACGAACGAUGUUUGCUAUGAUAUUGUUAGUAGUCCUUCAAAACAACCUGGUUUAUCAUCACCAGGAUCACUCAAACUUAAAUUAUCAAGGAUAAAAACAGAACCUGGUACAAAUUCUGAUUUUCCUGCUUUCGAAGUUGCUGAUUCCAACAAGACACCAGAAAGUUUGAAUAAUCAACAACAACCUCAAGUUCAAAGUUCAAAUGACACUCUACAAAGAUCAGGUGCUCCCAUGAUAAACCAAACAAGAUUAGCACCAGCACCUUCAUACAGACCUCCAUUAUCAAACAAUUCAAGUUCUAAUGCCAUGAGCCAACAUUCUUCACAAAAUAAUACUACGCCACCACAAUAUCCCAAUGUUGCACUGCCUUUUUCAAGUCCUCCAGCUGCUCGAUCAACAGAUUCUUACCUGCCGUUUGCACGGCCUCCAUCUUUUGCUAAUACAGACUUGAAUGUCAACACUCGAGCAGGUCCUCCUCAUUCACAUCAGCGUCAACCUAUGCCUCCACCUCCACCUUAUGCAUCGCCGCACGCAAAGAAUAUCACUCCAGAACAACUUGCCAAUAUGGCAUCCAAUUUCUCACCAUCACCAGUUUCUCUUAGUCAGCAUAAGCAGAGACAGAAUCGAAGCAAUAGUGAAUCAUCUGGUAAAACUCCUUCAUCUAAGCCUAGGAAGAAGGGUUCUAAACAUAUUCGAGUCAAAUUCAUUGCUGAUCAAGAAGAAGCAGAUAUUCAUAAAUUAUCAGAUGUCAUGUAUCCGGAUGAUUCUGAAGUAUCAAGUUUUGAUGAAUUAAAAUCUGGAAUGAUGGUGAUUGCCAAGUGGCCUCAAAAUGGAAAAUUAUAUGAUGCUUUGGUCAUCGAUCCUUUGGAUAACACAGGUCGAAAAUUCCGGGAGAGAAAGCCGCCUCCAAAACCAUUCCAAGCAGAUCCGAGGAAAAAAGACAGGAAGAAUUCAUCAGAGAGUAUUGGAUCACCUCGAGUCAUGCUUGAACCAUUAUCAUUCCAGUAUUCUAAUAAUUUUGAUGCUGACAAACAACAUUUCACAUUGGAUGGACAAUUCACAGCUUAUCAUUCCAUGGCUGACAGAAUCAAACUGAAAAGACAGCAGAGAUUGUUGGGAUCCGGUUCAUCAGGCAAAAAGAGAAAGCGUACGGAUUCUUCCGAUCCAACUUCGAAGUCUUUGAUAACACUUCAUAGUGAUGACGAAGGUGAUGAAUGGAGGGAUGAAUCAUCCUCUCCUGCUAGAAAAAUUUCUCACAAAGAUUCAAGAAAGAAAAAGGAAAGAAGAAGAUUGGCAGAAAUGAGAUUGAUGCAGGAAGGAGGAAACGUGUCAGGAUCAUUAAGAAGAUUUAAUACAGUAGUUGAAUUAAUAUUUGAAGAUAUGGAUAGAUUGGAUGCAACUUCAUUACAAUGUGGUCCCGAUGAUCUAGUACCUGAAUGUUUACUCAUUCCAGCAUCAAGACUGAGAGAACUAAGCAGUGAAUCUGCUAAACUAAAAGCUAUGGGAAUUUUAAACCAGGUUCCUAGAAAGAACCUGUCACGUUUGAUGACUAUUUUGGAACCAAAUAUUCGAAUAGCUGUCAAGUUGAAUCCACUUUCAGUCAAGGGUGAUAUUACUCCUCAGGAACAAAAAUGGCAACAAGAACUUGCUCUUGAAAGAGUUUAUGCUGCAGCAGAUUCCGCACUUACCGCUCUCAAUCUGAUGACGUCACCUGGAAUGCCUAAAUCAGUAUUUAUAGAAGAUGUAAUGGAGCGUGCAAUACAACUGCUGAGAUUUCAACUUACGAAUACUAUUUAUCCAGAAUAUGACACAGUUUAUAAGAUCCACAGUAAAACUAAAAAGGGAAGCAGUGGUAAAGAUUUACACACUGCUUCAAGUAGACAGAAAAGAGCUCAUUACAAAGGUACAAAAAGUCGAGCUGUUUCACAUCUCUAUAAUAAGAUGAUUUCAUUGAUGACAUUAUGGGAAGAGUUACUACAUAUUCAACCUUUAACUGAUACAUCUGUGCUUCAGGUUUCUUCUGUUGCAAUUUCACCCUUUUUUGUUGAAAACGUUCGUGAACUCCAAUUAUCAGCUAUUCAAUUGACAACAAUCAUAUUUGCUCGUUACGAAAGGCACAGAAAAAUUAUUCUUGAAGAUAUUUUUCAGUCGUUGGCUCGUUUACCUACAAGCAAAAGAAACUUGAGAAGUUUCAGGUUAAAUUAUGUCGAUGAAGAUUACUCAGAUGAUGAAGACAUUAGCAGUAAUCAAGUUAUGCCGUACAUUCAGAUGGUUUCUGCUCUGGUAUUACAGAUGAUUCAGGCUAUUGUCAUGCUUCCACUGACGGAACAAGAAAACGAUAAAAAUGAAGGAGAUAACAAGGAAAAGGUUGAUGAAUUGAAGGUUAUUCGAAGUUAUGACAGUGCAAUGAGAAUGGGUCAGAGCUUUCUUGCCGUUUUUCUUAAGAAAUGCGCUAGUAAAUCUGAAGAGAUCGACUACAGACCUUUGUUUGAAAACUUCAUUCACGAUUUAUUGGCAACUGUUAAUAAACCAGAAUGGCCAGCUUCAGAGAUGAUGCUCAGUAUAUUAGGAAGAUUAUUGGUUCACACUUUCUCUAACAAGCAAACAGAAGCUUCUCUUCGAGUUGCAUCGAUUGAUUAUCUCGGUGUAAUUGCGGCAAAAUUAAGAAGAGAUAGUGUUUCCAGUCAGCUUGAUAAAAACAUCAUAAAACAACUGAUAUCUAAUCUCGAUAAAGCUGCGAAAGAUGAACUCGAAAAUCCAAAAGCCGAGACAGGAGAAAAAAAAGAUGACAAAGAUGAGGAGGGAAAUAAGGAAAACAAAAGAGAAGAAACCUACGAAGAGGCUGAGAAGGAAAAGAAAAGUAAGAAGCGAAAAACAUCAGCAGGAAAGGGUAGAAGUAAGAAUAAUAAGAAAACAAAGAAAAAUAUUAUAGAGAAUAAGCUGUGGAAACCAACUGAGGAGAAUUCUAUUGAACACCGGCUUCACAAUAUCUUACUUGAUUAUGUUCGAAGCAAUGCUGAUGCAGAUCCUGCGCUUAUGUUUGCCCACAACUUCUACAUUGGACAAUGGUUGCGUGAUGUUACUAGAGAAGCGGGAGAACUGCAGAAUACAAAAACGGAAAAUAAAGACAUCGAUGGUGAGGUCGAAGCAAUAGACAAACAAAACAAUUUGUUGCAAGAGUGUGAACACAGGAAGAAGCAAAUUUUGGAGCUUGCUUCAGACACUGCUGCAGAACAAGCUAAGCAGAACGAAAUAACUGAAACAAUGCAAUCAAAUGAAAAUGGUGUUGUGAACGCUACCCCAACUACACCCUUGAAAAGGAAAAACAAAAAUGUCAGUGCCCAACUAACAUACGACAAUGCCACAUUGAUGACUCGAUAUCUUGCUUCAAAUCGUCCUUUCUCACAUUCAUUUGAUACUUAUCUCACACACAUUCUACAUAUUCGAGAAGAGGCAGCAGUCGCUGUACGAACGCGAGCUAUCAAAUGCCUUGCAGAAGUUGUUGCGGUUGACCCUUCUAUAUUAGCUAGGAAAGAUAUUUGGCAAGGUGUACAAGCAAGUUUAAUGGACGGAUCAACCAGCGUAAGGGAAGCAGCGAUAGAUCUUGUGGGCAAAUUUAUUCUUCUCAAACCAGAGCUUGUUCCUCAGUAUUAUAAGAUGUUGACGGCGAGAAUAUUGGAUACAGGUGUCAGCGUUCGUAAGAGAGUGAUCAAAAUAUUGCGAGAUUUAUGUCAUGAACAUCCAGAUUUACCACAAUUAACUGAUGCAUGUGUCAGGAUAAUAAGAAGAGUAAAUGACGAGGAAGGAAUCAAGAAAUUGGUUCAUGAGGUUUUCAUGAGAAUGUGGUUUACUCCUCUGAAAAAUAAAGAUGCUCAUUCAAUGAGACUGAAAGCGCUUUCAAUUGCUGAUGUUGUGGCGGCAAAUAAAGAUAUUGGAUAUGAGUGGAUUGAACAAAUGAUGGUUAAUUUGAUUGACACAGAUAUUGUGAACGAAACAGUGGAAUUAGCAUGUCAACAAAUUGUAGAUUGUCUUGUGGAUCAUCUUAUUCAAAUUGAACAGGAAAAUCAAAGCAAAGAUGAGAAAGAUGAAAAUGCACUGGAAACAGAAGCAAGCGGAGCAGUUUCAGAAUCGACCGAAAACACUGAUAUAAAAUCAGAUGAUGAAGGAAUUGCGACCGAUGUUUCAAAUAAAGAAGAUUUAAGAAACAAGAACGAGGCAGUGGCAAAUGCUUUACGUGGUCGUAAACCAGUUGAAAUGAUUGCUGCUACCAUGAGAACUCUUGUGCUGUUUGCGAAAAUUCGUCCUAAACUUCUUGUUCCACAUGUAAUGACAUUACAACCUCACUUGACGACAAAAUGCGAGAGUCCUGAUGAACUUCAGACUCUCCAGAGUGUUUGUCGAGUGUUAGAAUUGGCAGUUCCUCAUCUUGAGCAUCCUGGAGAAGCUUUCCUCGCUUCAUUAGAAGAAGAUUUGAUGAAAUUAAUACUCCGAGAAAAGUUUUUGGUGGUGAAAUCAGCAAUCGCGUGUCUCGGUUCUGUGACGCGGCAUAUCACAGAAAAUUAUAAGCUCGUGUGGGAUUGCUUUCAAAAGUUGUGUUCAUUUCUGUCGGGAAUGAGAACGCUUCAUCAAAAAUCUGGAUUCAGUCAAGCUUUCAAUGUGAAAUCAUCGCAAUUACUCCGUACCUUAUUUAUCACCGGACAUUUGAUGAAAACUUUUGAUUUUGAUGAAGAACUCAUGAAAGGAUCUCUACAGGUCUGCAUCAAGGAUAAAGUAUACGAAUGUAUUUACUACUUCACUCAACUACAAAGUCACGAAGAAUUGAGACUUUAUGCAAUAGGAUCUCUCGGCUUACUCAUGAUACAAGAUCCCAACAUGAUGUUUCGUACCGAGACAAAAGAAUGUUAUAAACAUUUACUAGAACCAAAUCAACCAUCGGAUGCUCUCAAAAAUCAGGUUCUUGUAAAUCUGCAAACUUACCUCUCCGAAGAAGAUGUCCGAAUGCAAGAAGCCGCUAAGUUGUCUUCACAUAAGAAGAAAGAAGAUCCAUCAACAAUGGGUUUGCAUGCUAGAAAACAAUUCGAACAACAACAACAUCAACAGGAGGAAGCCGAAGAUAUAAAAGAAAUAUGCGAUGUUUCGAGUGGAAUGGCAUCUUCUGUUAUGCAGGUUUAUUUAAAGCAGGUAUUGGAAUGCUUCUUCCAUCCACAUCUUCAUGUCCGAAACGCUGCUCUCAACACAAUAUAUUUAACAUUAAAUCAAGGAUUGGUUCAUCCUUUACAAUGCGUUCCUUUUGUUAUUGCAAUGUCAACAGAUUCUGAUCCUGCGCUCUUUAAUAAAUCUGAGCAACUGUUGGGUGAAAUCAGCAAGAAAUAUUCAGGAUUCAUCCACGCUAAAGCAUUACAAGGUGUUAAGAUGGCAUUCAGAUUACAAAGUUCUGUCACAGAAAGCAAAUAUGUUACGAGAGGAUGCCGUGCUAUGCGAGGAUCUGAUGAAGUUGCUGGAUUUAACAAGGCAUGCUGCUCUCCACUUUAUAUGACAAUACGUGGUGACAGAAAAUACAGACGUGGAUUGAUGCUCGGCCUCCUCAAUCUUUUUGAUGACACAGUGAAAUCCGAUCUGGGACUUCUUUUAUUUGUUGCUGAUAAUCUUGCAUACUUUCCAUAUGUUACACAAGAUGAACCACUCUAUGUGAUGAGUCAAAUUGAAGUUUAUGUUUCUGUAUCAGGAUCAAAUGUAUUGCAGAGUUUUAAAGAGUGUUUGCUGACCAAACCAGUAAAAGUGAAGAAAUUAAAGAAGAAAAAAUCACCGAAGCAAGAUGCGAGUCCUUCAACAUCUCCUAUACACAGAUUAUCAAGUUCAUCGAGUUCUUCAUCCUCUGAAGAUGAACAUUUAGAAAAUGAUCUUUCUGAUACAGAAGAUGAAAUUGGAAUCAUAUCUCGACUUCCGAAUAAUGAUUUACCACUCAGAGAAUUUAUGGAAUCGUCGAUGGCUUGUUUAUUACUUUUAUGGGUCAAACAACAUCUAAAAACCGUUUUUGGUUUCACUGACAAUAAAAUACAUAGAUAUUCGCCGAGUGAACCAGUAAAAGCUCAUGAUAAACAAGUUCUAAAGAAAAGGCCUGAUUUAUUGUUUGAACCAAAUCAAGUUAUCAAUUAUCUGGAUCGCAGAAUACAUGGAAAAUUACCGACUCAUCUUUCACAAGAUGAAGAUUUUAAGAAAUUGAUUGCUCAGCAGUAUUUCAAGUUUCAUGAAUUGAUGAAUAAACUGGAUCCAAAUGAUUCAGACUCCGAAUCUGAUAAAGAAACACCGACUAAGAAGACUGGGAAAAAACAACCUGCAAAUGCGACAAAUGCUGAUUCAUCUCACGGUGAAGAUAAUCAUGCAAUACAGGAGAAAAUAAAUGAUAAUGCUAUUAUUGAUGAAAAUAGUGACAGAGAUUCAGAUGCUGAAAUGCCCAAGAAAGCAACUGCUCUGGAUCUCAUACGAUCAUCUGGUAUGUCGAAGCAUAAAAAGAAGCUUUUGAAGUCAAAACAUACUCAUCAAACCAGACCAGAAUCUCCCAGUAUACCGAAAGAACUUCGCGCUAGGAAAAAGGUUGUUCAAUACGUGGAAUCUAGCGACAGUGAUGAUUCGGAAUCAGAGUUUCUCGGUUUUUGAAAAUAAUAGGUCGGAAAAAGUUUAUGGAAUAUGUUGUUCUGCGAUGAUCUUAAUUGCAUAUGACCUUCCAGUGGUGCAAGGAUUCUACUCUUGUUUUUUCUUAUUAGCAUGUUUGCUAAAUGCUUGCAGAUAGAUUAUAUCAAAACUAUAUUGAAUCUCGUUUACUUUCACCUAUUGCUUCUGGCACAUCAGGACAUACUCAUGCGCCUAGUUUAGGGUAAGAAUCUGUAUCUUACCUUGAAAGUUGAAAGAAUUGCAAAGGCAAGAACUGUUGGUUUUGUGCCAAAUAUUCUGUGCAUUUUCACUUUCUUGUGCACUAAAUUCGUAAAUUAUGUUUGAAUUGUAAAAUUUUUUAAAGUUUUUUUUCUGGCACUGAAAUGUAUUUUUUUGAUUGUUUUACAUGUUGUUUCACUUUUCUUAUUCACAUUUUUCGAUUAAAUGUUUUUUUUGUAGAUUUUUGUGUUAUUAAUUUCGGUGACCAGCUUAAUCUUUGUUGUUAUUUUUUUGUGUAAAAUAAAUAUACGGCAAGUCU